UCGUCCAUCGUCAUUCGUUGUCGUCCCUCUCUCCCGCUCAGUCCCAAUUUUCAAAAUUAAAUAAAGAAAAAAUAAUGAAAACAUCCGCUUCACACAGUUGGUGUGCCCUUUCAAGUUCCUGAAACUUCCAACCCCUUAUUGGAAGAUGGUGAACGAAGCUCUUAUCUCCGAUCCGGUGGAUCCUCUCCAUAGCCUUGCCGGACUUUCUCUACUCCCAACAACAGUUAGGGUUUCCACCGACGCCUCUGUAUCAGUUAACCCCAAAGACCUAGAGUCAAUUCACAACUUCAUGAAGUCCAUGGAAGCCAAGGGUCCUGGGCUCUUGGAGGAGGCAAGGGAAAUUGUGGAUAAUGGUGCGGAGCUUCUGAAUACCAAGUUUACGAGUUUUAUACUAUCUAAAGGCAUUGAUGGGGAUCUUGCAAUGAAGGGAAAGGAGAAGCUCCAGGAGAGAAGACCAGGACUGGGGCGUAAAAGGGCUCGAUUUUCUCUCAAGCCUAGUACAAGUCAACCUACUGUCAGCGUAGCUCCUCGUUUAGAUAUUGAUCAACUGUCAGAUCCAGUGGAAUUUUUCUCAGUUGCUGAAAAGCUAGAAGAUGCUGAGAAGGAAAUAGAAAGACAGAAAGGUAGCAGUAUCCAUGAUCCAGAUGUGAAUAAUCCACCCGCCAAUGCACGGCGUCGUCGACCAGGCAUCUUGGGCAAAUCGGUGAAGUAUAAGCACCGUUUCUCAUCCACCCAGCCUGAGAAUGAUGAUGCAUUUAUAUCAUCUCAAGAGACAUUGGAGGAUGAUAUUCUGGUGGAACAUGGUUCUCAGUUGCCAGAAGAGCUUCAUGGCCUCAAUGUUGAACUACAAGAAGUAGAACUCACAGGGUCAAUAAAGAAAACAGAAAACAGAAUAAACAAGAUUCUGGAUGAAUUACUGUCCGGUAGUGGUGAAGAUCUAGAUCGGGACAUGGCAGUAUCCACAUUGCAAGAGCGGUUGCAGAUCAAGCCCAUUGAACUAGGCACUUUAUGUAUUCCUGAGUUCCCUGUGACUGGAAAGCUUGAUGGUAAAGCUUUUGGAGAGAGGAUUCAGAAGCCUAGGAAGUUUUCAUUGGAGGUACGGGAGUUGGUUAAAAGUGCAACCGAGGGAACACCUUCCUCUCACAAACAGCAUGAGGAAAGUCCUGCCAGUAAAUUAGCAUCACCCACUCCACCAAAAAGUCCAUUUGGUUCAUUGUCUUUUUUGAAAAAGAAACUUAUGCAGUCAAAUCCACUGAGAGAUCCUUUUUCGCCUCUCAACAUUGAUCUGCAAUCAGAGCUUCCAGAUUGGUCCGUGAAGAAGAAAUCACAAUGUGUAAAUAAUAAUGUUGGACCUACUGAAUCUCAUGGUUGUGAAAAUACGAAUAUUAUGGUCCCUUUAAGAGGUUCAGACUUAGUGCAUGAGCAACUGAUGGAAAAGAAUCCAGGCAGAGAUAGUGUAAAAACUGGGCCAAAUGGAUCUCGAUCUGGAAUGGAGCAACAUAAUGGUUAUGAUGAUAUUGAUGUCAAUACUAACGUCAACUUAAAUAUGAGAAAUGUGGAUUCCCGCCAUGAGUCUGAUGGGAUUGACAAAGUGAAAGAUGAUUCAGUUAUAAACAAUGUUUUGAAGGAUCUACAAGGUCUUGAGACCAAAUCCUACAUUAACUGUCAAAAGCUGCAGGAUAGCGAAGUUCUUGCUGAAACACUACCUUCUCUUCAAGCCCAAGGAAAUGCUGUCGAUACAGCCAAUUAUACCAUUGAAACAGUUGUUGAGGAUUUUGGAUCAACUGAAAUUGAUCAGCUGGUUGACAAUAUGCUACCAGAAACAGCGCCUUCUGCAGAACAAGAUCAUUACUUUGAGGAUUCUGUCAAAGACUUAAAUAGUGAUCAAUUGAACUCAGUUGCAGUUGAAGUUCCUUCUAGAGACGUGAGAUAUAAAUUUCCUGAGAUGAGCCCUCAGCAUCACACCCAGGCAAAAGAUAAGCAACAGAAAGCAAAGAAACUUGCUGUUGGAAGGCGUGAAAGAAAACAUCUUUCUUCUAGGCCAAGUCUAGCAGAUGCUGGUACAUCAUUUGAAAGUGGGGUUAGACGAAGCAAACGAAUGAAGACAAGGCCUUUGGAAUAUUGGAAAGGCGAAAGAUUAUUAUAUGGACGGGUUGAUGAGGGUUUGAAGCUUGUUGGCUUGAAAUACAUCUCUCCAGGAAAGGGAUCAUUUAAGGUGAAGUCUUACAUCCCUGAUGACUACAAAGACCUAGUUGAUUUAGCAGCUCGCUAUUGAUUUUCUAACAGCAUUGGUGGAUGGGCUAGCUUUCUGGAUCUUGUCCCAUGCUUCAGUUUUAAAUACAAAUGUAGCCAUUGUAUGUAAUGUACCCGAGGUAGAUUUAUAACAUUGUGAACCUUGAUUUAUCAUCUUUAAUUUGUUGAGCGCUGUUGGUCCAUCUAUUGAUUAUCCCAAGAGCAAAUGACUCCACAGUGCUUCAGACACUUUUGUUGACUUGUUA
Messenger RNA from Solanum verrucosum, 2498 nucleotides. RefSeq names its product centromere protein C. Gene Ontology annotation, cellular component: kinetochore. Gene Ontology annotation, biological process: attachment of mitotic spindle microtubules to kinetochore; kinetochore assembly; spindle attachment to meiosis I kinetochore. The coding region runs from base 146 to 2275 and encodes 709 amino acids. The record is from RefSeq and is a predicted model, not a curated record. The transcript has 11 exons. NCBI's taxonomy places the organism in Eukaryota, Viridiplantae, Streptophyta, Magnoliopsida, Solanales, Solanaceae. Gene Ontology annotation, molecular function: centromeric DNA binding.